CUUGCAUGAUUAUGUUUGCAAUAUAAGCAUUUCCUUUUAUGUUGAUAUUUGGAAGAAAUUAACCUUUUUUUUUUGGCUUUAUUAUUUUAGCCAUGUCCUUCAGGGGCCCGUGAUUUUCGAGAAAAGCAAUGUGCGGAUUUUGACAAUAUGCCUUUCCGGGGAAAGUAUUAUAACUGGAAACCCUACACUGGAGGUGGGGUUAAACCAUGUGCAUUGAACUGCUUGGCUGAAGGUUAUAAUUUUUACACUGAACGUGCUCCUGCAGUAAUAGAUGGGACUCAGUGCAAUGCUGAUUCACUGGAUAUCUGUAUCAAUGGAGAAUGCAAGCAUGUAGGUUGUGAUAAUAUUUUGGGGUCUGAUGCUAAGGAAGAUAGAUGCCGUGUUUGUGGAGGAGAUGGGAGUACAUGUGAAGCCAUUGAAGGUUUCUUCAAUGAUUCAUUGCCCAGAGGAGGCUAUAUGGAAGUGAUUCAAAUUCCAAGAGGUUCUGUGCACAUUGAAAUAAGAGAAGUGGCAAUGUCAAAGAACUACAUUGCUUUAAAAUCUGAAGAAGAUGACUACUAUAUUAAUGGUGCCUGGACUAUUGACUGGCCAAGAAAGUUUGAUGUUGCUGGAACAGCUUUCCAUUACAAGAGGCCAACAGAUGAACCAGAGUCUUUGGAAGCACUAGGCCCUACUGCAGAAAAUCUCAUAGUCAUGAUUCUGCUACAGGAACAAAAUUUGGGUAUAAGGUAUAAAUUCAAUGUUCCCAUCUCUCGCACUGGCAGUGGAGACAAUGAAGUUGGCUUUGCAUGGAAUCAUCUGCCUUGGUCAGAAUGUUCUGCCACUUGUGCUGGAGGUGUGCAGAGACAAGAGGUGGUGUGUAAAAGGCUGGAUGACAACUCCAUUGUACAAAACAAUUACUGUGACCCUGACAGUAAGCCUCCAGAAAACCAAAGAGCCUGCAACACUGAGCCUUGCCCACCUGAAUGGUUUAUAGGAGAUUGGUCAGAAUGCAGUAAGACCUGUGAUGGAGGAAUGCGUUCACGAACAGUUCUCUGUAUCAGAAAGAUUGGACCUUCUGAGGAGGAGACACUGGACAGUACCAACUGUUUAACACACCGGCCUAUUGAAAAAGAGCACUGUAACAAUCAGUCCUGUCCCCCACAGUGGGUCGCUUUGGACUGGUCAGAAUGCACACCAAAGUGUGGCCCAGGAUUCAAACACCGAAUUGUUCUGUGCAAAAGCAGUGAUCUUUUAAAAACUUUUCCAGCCGCACAAUGCCAAGAGGAAAGCAAGCCGCCAGUCCGCAUCCGCUGUAGUUUAGGCCGAUGUCCUCCUCCUCGCUGGGUUACUGGAGACUGGGGACAGUGUUCUGCACAGUGUGGUCUUGGGCAACAGAUGAGAACAGUACAGUGCCUCUCAUAUACUGGACAAGCAUCCAGCGAGUGUCCAGAAACACUUAGACCUCCAUCAAUGCAGCAGUGUGAAAGUAAAUGUGACAGUAGUCCCAUUUCCAACACAGAUGAGUGCAAAGAUGUGAACAAAGUGGCAUAUUGCCCACUGGUGCUGAAGUUCAAGUUCUGCAGUCGAGCAUACUUCAGACAGAUGUGCUGCAAGACCUGCCAAGGACACUGACCCACAGAAAGCACAAGAAUGUGCCUUGUUAUUAUCAUUGUGGAAGAGUGUCCAUCGAAGAGAGCCACACAGCGGAAUGAGAUUGACGUCCUUGCAAAUGCAUUACCCUGUGGAAAACGUAACCACUGGUCAGCCCCAGCUGACAGGAUUUCAAUAUUAUUUUAACUUCUGUGAAGUGGGAUUUAUUAAUCCGAAGUGCUGGACACAGUAUAAGGAGGGCAUGCCAAAUUGGAAAGAUCCACACAACACAUAUAGAAUAGCUUACUGUGGAACAUUUGUGUUCUUUUGACUAAAUCCAAUAGUCUGUUUACCUCCUUGGACCAUUCAGAUAAUUUUUAUUAUGGACUUAGCAAUGACACUGAAUCCAUUUGUAUUUAAAACUGUUUAAAAUGUAGCUGUUAUGACUUGGUCUACUAUGGAAGUAAAGAAGAAUCAAAAAAAUGUUAAGUCAUAGCUUAAAAAUGUUAACUAUUUUAUCUCACAACACAGCACCACAAUUUAAAUUAUAAAAUGAGCUUGGAAAUGUUAUUUAAGGAGCAGAAAUUUAAAAAAAAUGUAUUUUUCCUUCAUUCCACCUAAUUCCUUUUGGAGUAAUCCAUAUUUCCUGAACACUGCUGUGAGCCAUAUAUCUAUACUAAAUAGAACAACCAUGAGGGACUUAGUUUUAAGAGGUGCAACAGUUAUUGCAGUGGUGCAUGAAAUACAAGCGUGCUAUGAAAUGAAGUGAAAUCUGUGUUGCAGGUUUAUAGCCAUCUUACCAUUGUACAAGUGAAGCUGAGAUUUCCACUGAAAGGGAAUGUGUUUCAGUAUCACGGAGGAGGCAGACUCCAACAGUGGUGAAGACCAUAUUGCCGGCUCCUUCACUACUACCGUACAGGUUGCUUAGAACUUACACUUUGACCCCAGCUCACUUUUGUUUACAACACCAGCCACAAAGAAGAAAUCACUUUGUGGGCGUCUAGGUCUGGUUUACAUGUUACUUUUGAUUCUCCAAAACUAAGGAAUUCCAGUGCAAAAGAUAAGCCUACUGUGUAGUACCAACAAUCAUUUGCAAAGCUGAAAGUUAAAAUGGAUUCCAGAUGUUGCCUUCUUUGAUACCAUAGCAGAAGGUCAUUUGUUUAUGAGAAAGAAUAUGUGAAUGUGCAGUUCAGGAGACCACAUCAGAGUGGGCAAGGAUUACAACCAAAGACUAAACGACUCGUGGAGGUAUCUAGGUUCUGUUCAAAUGAGAAGUCAAAAGUGUACUUGAGCCAGGAGGCCUGUUGGACUAUCAGGAGUAAGGCACACUGGAAAAGGGGUGGCUAGAAUGAAGUCUGGCCACCUUCACCUAAAUGGCCAGGUACAUAUUUAAAGCUGGACCAUAUUUAAAGCUAGGGGCAGCUUUCAGCAUGAGACUGGAACAAACUCAUGCCUCUGGAUUAGUAGCUAGAGGCCUUAACUAUUCUGCUGCCAUACUCCACUUAUUUCUUAUUACCAUAUUUUUAAUAUUCACCAAAUACUUCGCAUUUUUAAAUGUGAAACCAAACUACUUAGGCAAGUCACAUUCAAGAAUCUACCAUAAAAAAGUUAAUUGUCAUGCUCCUCUUCCCCAUCACUUUUCAAUAACAGACUCAACAAGGAGAUAAAGAAAGUAGGUACUUGUUUAUAUUAAUAUAUUGUACUUGAACACUUGCCUUUUGCAGCAGGUACUUGAUGAAUGUGCUUUUGUGUCCAACUAUGCCUCCUUUGUUGUAGUGCAAUUAAAAUUAUGUGAACAAUAAUGUGUUACAAAUCCUAACUCAAAUAGCACUUUUUUUAAAAAGUACUCUUUUCAGUGAAAAAUAAUUUCAAAAUAUCAUGAGAUUGAAGUGUACCAGUAUAUUUUACCAAUAACACGCCAAAUGUGUUGCACACUAUUUACUAAUGUGAAUUAACAUGGAACAGUAGAUAUUAACAGGACUCAUGCUAUGAAGUCCCCCCAACAUACUGACAAUCUAUCCGUGGGGUUUUGUGUAGCCCACGUAUUCAUGGCCAUCAAAUUCCUGUCAUCUGCUACCUCUUGCCAGUAUUUCCACUUUCGUAUGCCUGUGACCAGUGGAACUCCUUUUCAGUUGGCUUGCAUGUGUUCACAUAUGCUUAUCUGCUGCUCUCAUCACCAUGUAAACAACUCCUGUUAAAACUGACAUCAAUAGAUAAAAAAAAAACAAUCUUUGGGAGUUGCACAUAGGGAUUAAGGGCAGUAUGUAGUCCUUCUCUGUUAAGUGAAUCAACUUUCUAUAUCCUUUUGACAAAACACCUUGGUGCUAGCAUGCCCUGGCUAGAUCAAAAAUAUGAAAGGGAAAGGGGUUGCUAUGGCAUUCCCUAAGCAAGAGGCCUCUUUGUAUCAGGGUCCGGGUUUCGCCAGGGCUUGAUUUUGUUUAUCAGCUAAUGUGUCUUUUCAGCUAACAAGAAAAGGGUUUUCUAUCUAUUCAAAAGAAACCCUUUUUUCUUUUACCUCACUUAGGACAUUAAAAUUGUAAGGAGUGUUUCCAAAGACACAUUUUGCUCUCUUACUGGUGCUAGAACAUUAGGGAGUCCGAUGUUUACUCUGCAACAUAACAGCACUGAGGUUGGAAUUUAAAGAACUCCCUGGAGCAACGUCAAAUUGUAUUGUUGAAGGGAACAAAACACAGAAUGUAUGUGGAUUUACAAACUAAGCAACGCUUCAGACUAAGACCGAAAAAUGAAACAUAAUUCAAAGAAAAAUAAUUAGUUUUCACAGCACAGUUCAUUGCUGCUGCUACACUGUAGCCAUCUAUAUAAUCUAAGCUAAAUAGUGUUAUAUUCCUAAAUAGUGACAAAAGGACUAUUUGUAUAGGCUAUAAAUAUGACAGGCCUAGAAUCAAAUAGUAGAAUACGAAAUGCAGAAAUCAAUCUGGUGCCAGUUACGUCCACUGAGCAAUACUAUCAGCUGAAGAAGAUCAAAACAGAAAGAAAAAUCUAGACAUAACCCCUCAAGGUGUAUACACCCAAAAAUAGUCCAUUUCGUUAGGAACUUUGUAAUGGAGUGAAUGUCACAUAGAUAUCCUUAAUAAUACAGACUGAAAUUACCUUUGUAUUAUUGUGAUUAGUUGCUUAUUAUUUUAUACUCAGUAUUAAUGUGGUACACUGUUACUUUAUUAUUAUUAUUUUUGCUUUUGUAAAUUAUAUUCUAAUUUAUUGUCAUGUUUCUUAACACUUGUUCUACAUGCAUUCUCCUGCUUGUAAUGAAAACAAAAAUAUUGUAACACUUGAUGCAGUGAAAUUCCACACCAGGCACAGAUUUGUUUUUAACAUAGAUAAUUUAGUAAAAUAAAACCGCAGCUUUUAAGAAUGA
This is a messenger RNA of Aquila chrysaetos chrysaetos, 4948 nucleotides long. RefSeq names its product A disintegrin and metalloproteinase with thrombospondin motifs 6-like. NCBI's taxonomy places the organism in Eukaryota, Metazoa, Chordata, Aves, Accipitriformes, Accipitridae. The coding region runs from base 148 to 1614 and encodes 488 amino acids. Gene Ontology annotation, molecular function: metalloendopeptidase activity. Gene Ontology annotation, biological process: extracellular matrix organization. The transcript is spliced from 11 exons. Gene Ontology annotation, cellular component: extracellular matrix. The record is from RefSeq and is a predicted model, not a curated record.